Molecule: messenger RNA, 1608 nt
Organism: Condylostylus longicornis
Lineage: Eukaryota; Metazoa; Arthropoda; Insecta; Diptera; Dolichopodidae
Gene: Rho1
Product: ras-like GTP-binding protein Rho1
Exons: 5
Coding region: 186-809 (207 amino acids)
Biological process (GO): cell migration; small GTPase-mediated signal transduction
Molecular function (GO): GTP binding; GTPase activity
Source: RefSeq, a predicted model, not a curated record
AGAUAUUAGUGUUGCGCUAUAAAACGGGACGUAAAUAGAAAACUUGUAAUUAAAUAAAAAGAAAAAAGAAAUCUAUUAAAUAAAUAGAUAUAAAUAUUUUGUGGCUUAUUUACAAAUAAUAACCAAUAAAAAAAAAAUAUAAAAAAUUUAAUAUUAGACUUGCAUGCGGUGAAAGAAGCUAAGUAAUGUGGUGUUUUUCAUGCGUCUCAAAUUCAACUAACACAGAAACAAUGGCGGCUAUCCGCAAAAAACUGGUGAUUGUAGGUGAUGGUGCUUGUGGUAAGACAUGUCUCUUGAUUGUCUUCAGUAAAGAUCAAUUUCCAGAAGUCUAUGUACCAACGGUUUUUGAAAAUUAUGUAGCAGAUAUAGAGGUCGAUGGUAAACAGGUGGAGUUAGCGUUAUGGGAUACAGCCGGUCAAGAAGACUACGAUAGGCUUAGACCUUUAAGUUAUCCUGAUACAGAUGUAAUUUUGAUGUGCUUUUCAGUCGAUUCGCCCGACUCAUUAGAAAAUAUACCAGAAAAGUGGACUCCUGAAGUCAAACAUUUCUGUCCAAAUGUUCCAAUUAUUUUAGUCGGAAACAAAAGAGAUCUUCGUAAUGAUCCCAACACAAUUAGGGAAUUAGCCAAAAUGAAACAGGAGCCUGUCAAGCCACAAGAAGGUCGAGCAAUGGCCGAAAAAAUUAAUGCAUUCGCAUAUUUGGAAUGUUCAGCUAAAUCAAAAGAAGGUGUUCGAGAAGUAUUUGAAACGGCUACUAGAGCUGCCUUACAAGUAAAAAAGAAGAAGAAGACCGGGUGUUCCUUGCUCUAAAUUGUUUUUGCCGUUGUUUUUGUUUUUCACACUUAUACACAUACAUAUAAAAUAUAUAGAUAUAUAUACACACCAAAAACGAGGAAGAGCGUUUAACAGUUGGAAAAAAAAUUAAGAAAAUUUAUUUUUUUUUUAAAUAAAUAAAGAGUUAAAAAAUAUUUUUUUCGACAUCGAAAAAAAAAAAAAAUAAGAUUUUUACACAAAUUCAUUUUUUUUAAAGAAAAAAGGAAAUUAAAUGUGUCUUUUAUUUUUAAUAAUUUAAAAAAGAAAAGUUAUGAAAAUAAAUUGGAUAUAAUGAAAUAGUAGCAAAGCAGUAAAACAAAAAUUAAAAAAUCUUUUAAAGAUACUUUUAAUGCUAUUAUUAAAUUAAAAUAUCUAUUACAAAAAAUUAAUUAAGGAUAAUGGGAUGGUCAAAAAUUGUAUUCAAAAUACUUUUUUAAAAAGCAAAACAAACAUAAAAAAAAUAACUAAAAACAAAAACAUCAAAACAAUACGAAACAGUUUUUUUUUUAAUUUUCUAUUUCUACACAAUAAAAUAAAUAAAUGUUGGAACUUUUCUUUUCUAUAAUAAUAGGAUACGUUUACAUAAUUUUUAAAAUAAAAGUAAAAAAUGAAAAAAAAAAAAAUAAAAAAAACAAAACAACAAAAGCAAAAUAUUUUCCCUAACUAUUUUAUUAUUUACAAUUUUUUAAUUUUUAAUUAUUCAAAUUGUAUUUUACGCCAAGAUAAAUACGUAUUUAUUAUUUUUGAAAAAUAUAUAUUAAAAAAUAAAUAUGAAAGUAUUGAAAAAUUUCUAAAA